This is a messenger RNA of Octopus sinensis (East Asian common octopus), 3182 nucleotides long. RefSeq lists its product as uncharacterized. The transcript is spliced from 19 exons. Bases 51 to 2327 code for a protein of 758 amino acids. Gene Ontology annotation, cellular component: nucleus. Gene Ontology annotation, biological process: rRNA processing. Lineage: Eukaryota; Metazoa; Mollusca; Cephalopoda; Octopoda; Octopodidae. The record is from RefSeq and is a predicted model, not a curated record.
CCUUGUUGCAGGUGGCGGUAAUGUAGUAGAAGUAGUUUCUCGGCGUGAAAAUGGCUGUCGGUUGCGAUCAGGCUGUCCUCUGUAACAUCGUACAAAACCAACUCGCUCAUUUGGGCGAGCCGAACAUCGACAAAUUCCACCUCCUGCAUCUCAUCGAUGACUACCAGCUUUUCUCCUACGAAAAAUCACCAGCCCUUGACAAAGUUUUUAAGGAAAUCCACACACUCCUUGAAUCACCAAAACACAGAUGGUUUGGACUGCUGCUGCUGCAACGUGCUGCAUGUCAGUGCAACAAUGACAUCCAAUCAGACCAUGCCAAAUAUUGGUUGGAAAAAACAUUGUCUUUCCUCAAGCCUCACCAGCCUCUUGAGGUCAGAAUGAUGAGUUUCCACACCUUCUGUAUGCUGCUGCGACAUAUAUCUGACAAGAAGAACCUGUCCAAGUAUUUUGAUACUCCUUUCUUGAACUCCUUCAUCCACAUGUGUCUGUCAAAUAUUACCUGUUGUCCAAAUCAAUCAAUACAAAGCUUGACCUACUGUGUGGAAAAGUUCCCUCAAUCUGCUGAUCUUUUUAAGCAUCAAGUAGGUGAAGACUGGAUCAAUAAACUUUUUCUCCAGAACAUUCCUGCUAAGCAUAUUGCUCAGCUCGUGUCUAUAGUGGAGCACCGUUCCAGUGUCAAGUCCGAAUUCACCAGCAUAGAGUGGCAUGUCACCAACAUCCAUCACCUGCUUAACCUCAUCGUUGAAGAAGGAGACCCAGAUUUCCAGCCCUUGGUUUUGGACAAUGCAAUGACAACCAUGUUGACAAAUUUUUCAAAGACUAUAUCUGAGUUUGAGGAACCCAAAAGAACAACAGCUCUUAUUUAUAAAAUUAGAUUCGGAAUGGCCUGUAUUGACAAUCUGAUCAAUAAACCAGCUGUGAAAUCUUCGGAUACUUUCCGUUUUAAUAUUCUUGGAAUACUUCAACUUUUUCACCGAUUCAUUGACAUUGGCUCAAAAAAGUCAAUGCAGUCCCUCCGUAAAGAAUUGUACACCUCCUACCAACCUGUCCUAAUACAGCAAGCCACCAGUUUGCUGGCUUGUCUCAUUAAACAUAUCCGAAGUCUGUUGGCUCCAUUUACUCUCAUAGUUAAUGAUUUGUUCAGAAAAUUCCUGAACAAAGCUGUUGGCACCAAAAGUGACACAACAAUAUUAGUAUACAGGAACACAAAAGCUGAAAUAUAUUCCUGCCUUGCCUUCUAUCUACAAGUUUUGAAGAGUGCAGUCGAUAGACAGGGCUUCACAACAUUUCUCAUUAGUCAUAUACUUCGAGAUAUCAACAUUGAAGAAUCGACAAUGAAGAUGAUCAACACCAAUAAAAAAGGUCGACCAAAUCCAUUGAAAAGUCAGAACACCACAGAAGGAGAUUUAGCUGUCAAAGCUCUUACAGCCUUGCGUUGGAUAAUCCUCACUACUGGGCCAAGGAUAAAUGCAAAAUUCUUAAAUGACAUUCAGGUAUCCUUGCUGCAAUGCAUUGAGACUUCACUCCUGCAGCAGUUUCCACACCAAAUGACAGGUAAACGGCGGAAGGAGCAAUACCACUGUUUAGUGGCGCUGGGCACAGUCCGUCACGCCUACUACAGUCCGCCCAUAGCUGCCAUUAUGUCCCUGUUGAACCGAGCAUCGCAGGAAGACACUGAUUUAGAGGUUUCCAGUUAUUGCCAAGAAGCCAUGAGUAGUUUUGAGUUCAUAGCUAUUGCCUGCCGCUCUGUCAUGUUCCAGACCGUAUCGACACAGCCACAGUCCGAAACUGUGAAAAUCAGUUCCAGUCGACCAAGUAUGUGGAUGAUAGAAAACCUUGCUGAAUCGGAACCUAGACAGGCAUCUUUCAACAGCUUCCCACUACAGACGGAAUUUGGUGGAACACAACAAAAACAGACAAAUGUGAACACGGCUGUUAGUUCAGAAUCUCUCGCUUACUUGCCUACCCUCUCUCUCAGCCAGUCCAACACUGACAGCUUUAAGAAGACCAUCUCUUUUGACGAGGGAGCCAGUUCUUCUCAAGCCUCCACCUCCAUGCCACAAAUGGCAGCCCCAUCUGAAGUGAUCCACAUGGACCCAAUCUCUGCCAGGGGUGACGCUAUGGAUGAUGUUGUCAGCGAACCUCCAUCUGAGUCAAACUCUGCUGAACCUAUUAACUCAGACUCUGACAUUCAGUAUGUGGAGUGUGGUGAAGAUUCCGCAGAAGAAGAGAACAGUGCUGAAGAGGCAAGUGAAGAAACCAACGAGAUGAUGCAAGUGGACAGUAUGCUGAAGGCCUUUGUUGAAGCCCCACCAGACUCGGAUUAAAGAUUUUUUCAUUUGUUGUAUUAACAAAUCAUUUCAUUUAGUCAUCAUCACUGUUUUAGUUUAUUGCAGUUCAUCAGCUGAGUGGUGUGAGUGUGUCUUGUCAGAACGGUCUUUGUCGUUGGUGCUUUUUGUUGCGUAGGGGUUGAUUAGGGAUGGAAACCUAUAGAAGGGUAGGCAGGAUCACAACUCCUAAAACAAUACUGGGGUCUCAUCAUCUUCAGGCCAGAAGUCUCUGAGCCUAGAUUAAGGUUAGUUGGAUGUAAUAAACAAAUCCUGAAUCUGUUGUAUACAGCAGACAUCAUAGAGUAGGUAAUACUGUUUCAUUUUGGCUUUAGCUCCAGUUUAGAAAUAUUUCAUUUUUAUGGGAAAUGCCAGGUUACAAAAACAUCCAGAUCUUAAAAGGGGAAGGGUUAAAAAAAAAAUCCUUAGAUUUUAACUACCUAUAGUUUGUAACUUAUUACUUAGAAACUAAAGAGAAGGGAUUACAAAUGGGGGGAGGGUUGUUUUUGUUUUUUUAAAGAUGACUGUUCCAGGUAUGUAAAAAUUUGUUUACCCUGUCACACAAACAAGAGGAAAAUUAGUUUGAAACAUUACACAGAUGUUGACAGAGUUUUGCUCAACUCUAGAGUAAUGGUAAAUAGUAGGGAUUGGGGUUGGAGUAAUAACAGUAGGGGAUUUGGUGAAUGGAGGUGGGUGAUAGAAAAGAACACAGAAUUAAACAAAUUGUCAAACAGAAGACAUCUUUUGUAUUGAAGACAACAAUAGCCUCAGCUUUCCUGUUUGUUGAGCCUACAACACAUAACUGUUUGGAAAGAGGUUAUGGAAGUUCAUUCAUUUUCAAAAUUACCAGAAAAA